UAUUUCUUCCUCGGUAGUCUGUAGUCUUACAGUGGAAUCGGCUCUUCCACGCCGUGAACUACUAAACUUCAGCACGCCGCCGGCUGUCGUAGCCAGCCGGCAGCAGCACUCCUCUCUUUGCCCCCAAAGGCUUCUUAUGUCCUGUAGAAGAAGAGUUUCCGAAAUCUAAAAGGUUAGGGUUUUCCUCUUCUACUUACCAAAGAUGAUUUUGCAUUUUCAGCUUCGAUCCCCCUUUCAAGCUUCGCUAUCCCUCCUUAUCCUCCUUCUGUCCGCCUUCCUUCGCCGGUCGGAAUCCUCCUGUCGGAGUGGCUGCGACCUCGCCCUCGGCUCGUAUUAUGUCACAGCUGAAUCCUCAAACCUCACAUACGUCGCCCACUUCUUCAACCAAAGACCGGCCGAGGUGCUGCCCUACAACUCUCUUACCAACCAGGACAGCAUCAUAAAUGGUGAACGCCUCAACAUCGGCUUCCCCUGUGAGUGCAUCUCCGGCGAUUUCUUCGGCCGUAAUUUCUCCUAUACUGCGCGGUCUGGUGACACUUAUUAUAUAAUUGCUACCAACUACUAUGCCAAUCUUACCACCGCCGACUGGCUUGCGGCCACCAACAGCUACCCUGCAUCUGGAAUCCAGAUCGGAGACCUUAUUAACGUAGUUAUCAAUUGCUCGUGUGGGGAUCCCGGGGUGUCGAUGGAGUACGGCCUGUUCGAGACUUACCCGCUUCGUCCGGGGGAAACCCUUGAUUCGGUGGCAGCGGAGUUCAAUCUAUCCUCGCAGAAGAGCUUGAUUCAGCAAUACAAUCCCGGGAAAAAUUUCAACGCUGGGACGGGGAUAGUUUUCGUUCCCACAAGAGAUACAAAUGGAAGUUAUCGCCCAAUUUCACCCAGCAAAAAUGCAGGACUAAACGGUGGAGCUAUUGCUGGAAUUUGUGUGGGUGUUAUUGUUGCCCUACUGAUCGUUGUUAUUUUCUUAUAUUUUGGAUUGUGUGGGAAAAAGAAGGGAAAGAAGACAUUGCUCCCAUCAUUAUCUGAUGACAGCACUCCAAUGAGACAUGCUGCCUCAGAUAAAAAUACAGCAUUAGCUUCUCUAGAAGGCACUCUUGCCACAGCCACAAGCCUUAGUGUGGAAAAAUCAGUAGAAUUCUCUCUUGAAGAGCUUGCUAAGGCUACAAAUGACUUCAGUAUGGCUAACAAAAUUGGUCAAGGCGGCUUUGGAUCUGUUUAUUAUGCUGAGCUUAGAGGAGAGAAAGCUGCUAUUAAGAAGAUGGAUAUGGAAGCAUCAAGAGAAUUUCUUGCUGAACUUAAAGUUUUAACUCAUGUUCAUCAUCUAAAUUUGGUUCGCCUAAUAGGUUAUUGCACUGAAGGCUCCUUAUUUCUUGUUUACGAAUUUAUUGGAAAUGGUAAUUUAAGCCAACAUUUGCGAGGAUCAGGCAGGGAUCCUCUUCCAUGGCUGAGUAGAGUACAGAUUGCACUUGAUUCUGCAAGGGGUCUAGAAUAUAUCCAUGAGCAUACAGUGCCAGUUUAUAUUCAUCGUGAUAUCAAAUCUGCAAAUAUUUUAAUAGACGAGAAUCUUCGUGCAAAGGUUGCAGAUUUUGGGUUGACCAAACUUACUGAAGUUGGUGGUGCAACCUUGCAGACCCGUCUUGUUGGAACAUUUGGUUACAUGCCUCCAGAGUAUGCUCAGCUGGGUGAGGUUUCUCCUAAAGUUGAUGUGUAUGCCUUUGGUGUUGUCUUGUUUGAACUUAUUUCGGCGAAAGAAGCCAUUGUAAAAUCAAGUUCUUUGAUGGAAUCAACGGGUUUGGUCUCUCUAUUUGAGGAUGCCCUUAGCCAACCUGAUGCAAGGGAACAUCUGAGGAAACUAGUUGAUCCAAGGCUUGGAGAUGACUACCCUAUUGAGUCAGUCCUUAAGUUGUCUCAACUAGCCAUGGCCUGUACCCAAGAGAACCCCCAUCUAAGACCCAGCAUGAGGUCCAUUGUAGUAGCUCUGAUGACUUUAUCUUCCUCCACUGAUGAAUGGGAUCUUGGUGCCUUAUAUGCCAAUCAAUCCAUGCUUAAUCUCAUGUCAGGAAGGUAGCAGAAUUGAUAGUUACAGCCAUUUAUUUUUAUUGUUUUACUUGUCAUGAGUGGAAGGGAGAAUAACCUCCCAUUCAGAGGUCUUGAGUACCAGUAUUGAUAUAAGCAAAGCAUUUAUGUGUAGAAUUUGUCCUUUUGGUACUCAGAAAGAGAGAAUAGUCUGUAUAUUUGUAUAAAAGAUUACAUUAACAUUGAAUUGUAACAUUCUGCUGCUGAUUUUUUAAUCAGUUAGAAAGUUUUUGUUGAUUGAUUUGAAGAAUUUUCAACA
Molecule: messenger RNA, 2335 nt
Organism: Dendrobium catenatum
Lineage: Eukaryota; Viridiplantae; Streptophyta; Magnoliopsida; Asparagales; Orchidaceae
Product: chitin elicitor receptor kinase 1
Exons: 12
Coding region: 203-2068 (621 amino acids)
Biological process (GO): innate immune response; protein phosphorylation
Molecular function (GO): transmembrane receptor protein kinase activity; ATP binding
Source: RefSeq, a predicted model, not a curated record